Microtus ochrogaster (prairie vole) is the source of this 2521-nucleotide messenger RNA. RefSeq names its product toll like receptor 2 (gene Tlr2). Gene Ontology annotation, molecular function: protein binding; transmembrane signaling receptor activity; triacyl lipopeptide binding. Gene Ontology annotation, cellular component: plasma membrane; signaling receptor complex. NCBI's taxonomy places the organism in Eukaryota, Metazoa, Chordata, Mammalia, Rodentia, Cricetidae. Gene Ontology annotation, biological process: toll-like receptor signaling pathway; immune response; inflammatory response. The record is from RefSeq and is a predicted model, not a curated record.
AGUGGCGGUGGAGAUUCUCCAGGUCAAAUCUUGGAGGAUGCUCCGUGUUCUGUGGACCUUAUGGAUCUUGGUGGCCAUAAAAGACCUCCGAAGGGAGGGCUGUUCUGCUCAGGCGCCUCUGUCAUGUGAUGCUGGUGUGUGUGAUGGCCGUGCCAGGUCUUUCACCUCCAUUCCCUCAGGACUCUCCACAGCCGUGAAGAGUCUUGACCUGUCUAACAAUAAGAUCACCUCCAUUGGCCAUGGUGACCUGCGGGGGUGUGUGAACCUCCGGGCUCUGAUGCUGCAGUCCAAUAGGAUCGACAGAAUAGAUGAAGGUGCCUUUUCUUCCCUGCGCAGUCUUGAGCACUUGGACCUGUCUGAUAACCACCUAUCUGACUUAUCUUUCUCCUGGUUCAGGCCUCUGUCCUCUUUGAAAUACUUAAACUUGCUAGGAAAUCAUUACAGGAUACUGGGGGAAACAUCACUGUUUUACAACCUCACAAAUUUACAGACUCUCAGGGUAGGAAACGUCGACACCUUCAGUGGGAUUAGGAGGCUAGAUUUUGCUGGACUGACUUCUCUUGACGAACUUGAGAUCAAAGCGCCAAGUCUCCAGACUUAUGACUCCCAAAGUCUGAAGUCGAUUCAAAACAUCCAUCACCUGACCCUUCACCUGAGCCAGUCUGAUUUCCUCCUGGCGAUUUUUGCAGACAUCCUGAGUUCUGUGGGAUAUUUAGAACUGAGAGAUAUUGGCGUGGCCAGCUUCCGCUUCUCAGAACUGUCCACAGAUGAAAUAAAUUCGCCGAUGAAGAAGUUAGCAUUCCGAAAUGCAGGUCUCACCGACCAAAGUUUUAACGAGCUGCUGAAGCUGCUGCGUUACAUCCCGGAACUCUUGGAGGUAGAGUUCGAUCACUGCACCCUAAACGGAGUGGGCGAUUUCCAACCCUCUGAGUCAGACAUCAUGAGAGAACUAGGCAAAGUAGAAACGCUAAUAAUACGGAGGUUGCAGAUCCCCAAAUUCUACUCAGUUACUGAUCUGAGUGCUGUGUACCAUCUCCUAGAGAAAGUUAAGCGCAUCACAGUAGAGAACAGCAAGGUCUUUCUGGUCCCUUGUAAGUUUUCAAAGCGUUUGAAAUCAUUAGAGUUCUUGGACCUCAGCGAAAAUUUGAUGGUUGAAGAAUAUUUGAGAAACUCAGCCUGUGAGGAUGCCUGGCCUUCUCUCCAAACUUUAAUUUUGAGGCAGAAUUAUUUGAAAUCACUAAAAAGAACUGGAGAGAUUUUACUGACUCUGAAAAACCUGACUGCCCUUGAUAUCAGCCGCAACAGCUUCCGUCCUAUGCCUGACACUUGUCAGUGGCCACCAAAGAUGCGCUUCCUGAACUUGUCCAGUACAGGGAUACAGGCUGUGAAAACAUGCAUCCCAAAGACGCUGGAGGUGCUGGAUGUUAGUAACAACAAUCUCGACUCAUUUUCUUUGUUUUUGCCUCGGCUCCGAGAGCUCUAUAUUUCCAGAAACAAGCUGAAGACUCUCCCAGAUGCCUCCUUGUUCCCCAUGUUACUGGUCAUGAAGAUCAGAGAGAAUGCCAUAAACACUUUCUCUAAAGACCAACUUAGCUCUUUUCCCAAAUUGGUGACUCUGGAAGCAGGCGACAACCACUUCAUCUGCUCCUGUGACUUCUUGUCCUUCACACUGGGGCAGCCAGCACUGUCCCAGGUCCUGCCCGACUGGCCAGACAGCUACCUGUGUGACUCUCCACCCCGCCUGCGCGGCCAGAGGGUUCAGGAAGCCCGGCCCUCAGUCUUGGAGUGUCACCAAGCUCUUCUAGUGUCUGGCGUCUGCUGCGCCCUUCUCCUGUUGAUCCUGCUCGUAGGCGGCCUGUGCCACCAUUUCCAUGGGCUGUGGUACCUGAGAAUGAUGUGGGCGUGGCUCCGGGCAAAGAGGAAGCCCAAGAAAGCUCCGUGCAGAGACAUUUGCUAUGAUGUCUUUGUUUCCUACAGCGAGCAGGAUUCCUACUGGGUGGAGAACCUCAUGGUUCAGCAGCUGGAGAACUCCGACCCGCCCUUUAAGUUAUGUCUCCACAAGCGGGACUUCGUUCCGGGCAAGUGGAUCAUUGACAACAUCAUCGACUCCAUUGAGAAGAGCCAGAAAACCGUGUUUGUGCUUUCUGAGAACUUCGUGAGGAGCGAGUGGUGCAAAUAUGAGCUGGACUUCUCCCACUUCCGGCUCUUCGAUGAGAACAAUGACGCGUGCAUCCUCGUUUUGCUGGAGCCCAUUGAGAAGAAAGCCAUUCCCCAGCGCUUCUGCAAGCUCCGCAAAAUCAUGAACACCAAGACCUACCUGGAGUGGCCCUUGGAUGAAGCCCAGCGGGAAGUGUUUUGGGCAAAUCUGAGAACCGCAAUAAAGUCCUAGGUUCACCAUUCAGGUCCGGUCUUGCCCUAACCAUGAACUGUAGCAAAGUUUAUUCUGACAUAAUUAUUUAAGUACAUAGAAUUGUACCCUUGAGGAUUUAAAUAUAACUGAUAAUUGUGAGCUUUAUCUUGA